Messenger RNA from Ceratina calcarata, 5869 nucleotides. Its product is annotated as myosin-IIIb. NCBI's taxonomy places the organism in Eukaryota, Metazoa, Arthropoda, Insecta, Hymenoptera, Apidae. Gene Ontology annotation, molecular function: protein serine/threonine kinase activity; microfilament motor activity; protein binding. The record is from RefSeq and is a predicted model, not a curated record. Gene Ontology annotation, biological process: regulation of actin filament length; peptidyl-serine phosphorylation. Gene Ontology annotation, cellular component: myosin complex.
AAGACGAACGACCCAGUCGUAUUUCGUACUUGGUCAAGUGAACAGUAACAGAACUCUCCGAAAACGCUUACACCUAAAUGAAGCUUCGGCACUUCGGAAACUUUUAGCGCGAACCACGUAACACGAACGAAAUGGGUGAUAUAAUCGAAAUGACCGGUGGUGGGACCAAUAUGGCUUACCACGGUCUCAGCCAGCAUGUGAACUUCGACGCGAUCCCUGAGCCCGGUGAUCGUUUCGUUCUGGAGGAAUUAAUUGGCGAGGGAACAUACGGGGAGGUCUACAGCGCGCAUUGCAACGAGACCGGGAACAAAGUCGCGAUUAAAAUCCUCGAGAACGUGGCCGACAACAUCGAGGAGAUCGAGGAGGAAUACUUGGUGCUGAGGGAUCUUAGCCACCACCCGAACAUCCCUCUGUUCCACGGGUUGUUCUUGAAAAGAGCGAAGCCCGCUCAGGAGGAGGACCAGUUGUGGUUUGUCAUAGAGUUGUGCACCGGAGGUUCGGUGACCGAUCUCGUGCAAGGCUUGAAAAGAAAAGGGAAACGUCUGACGGACGAGCAAAUAGCUUACAUCCUCCGAGAGACGGUCGAGGCGCUGAUUUAUUUACACAACAAUCACUGCAUGCACCGUGACGUCAAGGGGCACAACAUUUUACUCACCGAAGAUGCUCACGUGAAACUGGUCGACUUUGGUGUCUCAUCGCACCUCGCCGCGACUCUCGCGAGGAAAAAUACUUCGGUCGGGACUCCAUAUUGGAUGGCGCCAGAGGUAAUAGCUUGCGAGCAACAAUUGGACUCGUCUUAUGAUUCCCGAUGCGACGUUUGGUCGGUCGGGAUCACGGCGAUCGAGCUAACGGAAGGCGAUCCGCCUUUAUCCGAAUUGCAUCCGAUGAGAGCGCUCUUUCAAAUACCUAGGAACCCGCCACCGUCACUAAAGAAUCCGGAUAUUCACUGUCCGGAGUUGAUGGACUUCAUUACAGAAUGCUUGGUGAAAGAUCUCGAGCACAGACCGUUCGCCAGUGAAUUAAGGGAGCACCCAUUGAUAGCGAACAUCGAGCCGAACAUAGAAAGGAUCAGAAACGAACUUCGUGAGGAGAUAGCGCGUCAAAGGGCGGACGGAAGAGUACAAAGGCAGCCGGAAGUGACGACCAAACAUGGGAAAUUGAAGACCGAUCGGAAGACCAGGCCGGAAAAAAUGUACAUGGACGACUUGGCUGCGUUGGACAUGCUGUCCGAGGACGCGAUCGUCGAUCAAUUGCAACACAGAUACGAACAAGCUCAAAUAUAUACUUAUAUUGGCGAUAUACUUGUUGCCGUUAACCCGUUCACAAACCUGGGACUGUACACUGGACUUGAGCAGAAAAGGUACAAGGGUCAGGCGAGAUCGGACAAUCCGCCUCACAUAUUUGCCGUUGCCGACGCCGCUUACCAAGCAUUGCUUCAUCAGCGAAAAAACCAAGCGAUCGUAAUUAGCGGAGAAUCUGGAGCGGGCAAAACGGAGAGCGCGAACUUGCUGCUGAAACAAUUGGUCUAUCUCAGUAAAGCUCCUAAUCGCAAUUUGGAAGAGAGGAUUCUGCAGAUAAACCCGAUAAUGGAGGCUUUCGGAAACGCGACCACCGGAAUCAACGCGAAUUCCUCGAGAUUCGGCAAAUACCUGGAUCUGACGAUGACUAAGGGUGGUAAAGUCACUGGCGCCAGAAUAUACGUCUAUCUGUUGGAGCAAUCUCGAGUCGUGGCUCAAGCCGAGGGCGAACGCAAUUUCCAUAUAUUCUACUACAUGUACGACGGCCUCGAAGCAGACGACCGCCUCUCGGAAUUCUAUCUGGAUCCGGAUCUCCGGAAGAAUCAUCGAUAUUUGACGGAUAAUAGUCAGACAUCGCAGACGCAUAUCGACAAGUUCCAGCAACUGAAGGCCGGCUUUAAAUUGCUCGGUUUCCAGGACAGCGAGGUAGACACGGUGUACCGUAUCCUCGCCGCGAUACUUCAUCUCGGUGAUAUCGAGUUCGGUGAAGUGGCCAGCGAGGACAACACCGAUAACAAGAGCCACGUGAUCGAUACGGCACCUUUACACAGAGUUUCGCAAUUGCUUGGCGUGGAGGAGAACGAUCUUUUAGAGGCGUUGACAUCGAACUCGGUUAUGACCAGAGGAGAGACAAUUACACGGAACAAUACGGUGACAGAGGCGUGCGCGGCGAGAGAUGCGAUGGCUAAAGGCCUGUACGGUCGACUGUUCGAUUGGAUGGUCAAUCAAAUCAACUGUUUACUGAGCUUCAAUCGAUCCCCGAAUUAUGAACCGCUGGCGAUUGGGCUACUCGACAUCUUCGGGUUCGAAAACUUCCCGAGGAACUCGUUCGAGCAGCUUUGCAUCAACAUUGCCAAUGAACAAAUACAAUACUAUUUCAAUCAACACAUUUUCACCUGGGAACAACAGGAGUACAUGGCGGAGGGAAUACCCGUCGAUCUGGUCGAGUUUUCGGACAACAGACCCGUACUCGACAUGCUGCUGAGUAAACCUAUGGGACUGCUGGCACUGUUAGACGAGGAAAGCCGAUUCCCUCGAGCCACCAACAAAUCUUUGAUCGAAAAAUACCACAACAACAUUAAAUCGAAGUUCUACGUGCGACCGAAAUCGGACGCGGUUUGCUUCGCGGUUCACCAUUUCGCGGGACGCGUGGUUUACCAAGCGGAAGGGUUCUUGGAAAAGAAUAGAAACUUCUUGCCUCCUGAGAUCAUCCAGCUAGUCAGACAGUCUCAGUACGAUAUGGUCCGUUUCCUGUUCCAAUGCCCGAUCACGAAGACCGGCAACCUGUAUUCAGCCGUCCACGAGACCGACUCGAAGAAGUUGUCACAACAGUCUAAUCAGAAUACAAAGGAACGUUAUUCGAGCCGAGGAUUGGCGUCACAGUCCAGAGCUCAGCAAACGGUGGCAACCUACUUCCGGUAUUCCCUCAUGGACUUGCUGCAAAAGAUGGUAUCGGGUUCACCGCAGUUCGUACGAUGUAUAAAACCGAACGAUUCCAAGAGCCCGCAAUUCUUUGACAAAGAGAAAGUGGUGAAGCAACUGAGAUACACGGGUGUUCUAGAGACGAUACGAAUUCGGCAGAACGGGUUCUCGCACAGAAUACAGUUCAACGAAUUCUUAAAGAGAUAUUGUUUCCUAGCAUUUUCUUUCGAUGAACGUGUGGUAGCUAAUCGCGAAAAUUGCCGACUCUUCUUAAUUCGUCUUAAACUGGACGGUUGGGCAUUGGGUAGGACGAAGGUAUUUUUGAAAUACUAUCACGUCGAGUUCCUUUCGAAAAUGUACGAGGAACAACUGAAGAGGAUCAUUAUGGUCCAAGCAUGCGUUCGCCGAUGGCUCGCGAGAAUUAGAUUCAAGAAACAGAAAUGGCAAUUUGCCGUAUCGGUCGUGACGCUCCAGCGUCAUAUUCGUGGCUGGUUAUCACGAAAGCGUCUUUUGGAGGAAAUGAGGAAGAAAGACAUGGAAGAAAAGACAAAUGCACGAGCAGCGCUAGAAGAGGCACGGAAAAAUAAGGCGGCUGAGGGAGAAUCAGCAGAAAAUGAGAAAGACGAAUUGAAGGAAGACGACGCUGCUGUUAUUAUACAGAGCCAUUUCAGAGGGUACACUAUUCGAAAGCGUUUCGGACCCGAGUUGGAGGAACGUUUCAAGUUGAUCUUAAACAAUUACGACGACAAAGUCGAGGCGCAUAAAGCAUUAGUGCGCGAAGGUGUAAAGAACGAAGACGCGGAGUUAAUUAUUCAACGAUGGUACAAGGAAGAAGAAAGAGUUAAUAAAAACAAGUCACCGGUAAAAGACAACGUGCAUUACAAGUUAAGACAAGCCGAUCUCAUACAAUUCUCACAAAAUGUUCACAUGAAGAAUCAGGAGGUGCACAAAAAUCUGCGUCGGAACAAACCUGGAAUACCGGUGAACGACGUCGAAGAACCGUCACCGGAUUACGUUCGACCCGAAGGAUUUAGCAUGGUGCAGCCUGUCAUGCAAUAUCGUAGCGGCAAUCAAGUGGAGGGAGAGGAGACCAUCAAAUAUUAUCGUGACUUGAAGGACGAGAUGAGCAGUGGUUCGGACUUAGAAGAAGACGAAGCUGGCUGGGACUUACCGUUGAUACAGCUAGAAAAUGACCUUCAUCCAUUGUCGAGGAGUCGAAUAGGCCAGGUUUUGGAAGUUGCAGAGAGGAGGGAUCGUAUGGAAGCUCAGGCCAACUUUGCGCUAGCCACAGAGCAGCAACUCUCGGAUAUAUGGCACAAAGCUUUGAGGAAUCCGGGCGAGAAUCAACAGCCAGCGAUGCCGACCAAAGUGGGUAUACGGACUAAUUACGUACCUAAUAACAACCUGUGGUCCCCUGAAGAUUAUCCGAUCCGCAGACAACCUGCAGUCGACUCUUCGAAUAUCAACCAUUCAAAUGGCCUACGAUCCAGAUGCAUCAAUAGAUGCAACGAUAUAAACGAGCGUCAACUACCGAGUCAGCAGUGUAUCGCCAAUGGACACCCUAUAAACAAUCAUCGGAACAGAUUAAACGCCGGCUUUCAUUUUGCGAACGGACAUUCGGUGUUCGCCAAUGGACACGCGCGUCCAAAUAAUCGUCACGAUCGCGUGAACGGUCACGGAGUUGCAAUUAACGGGUAUUCAAACCCAGCUCACGAACAUUCGUCGACGAAUAACGUGGCCAAAGCGAACGGACAUCUACCUUGCAGUAACCAGUAUCGGAACAUCAUGAGCGGUUGUCAGAACGGCCUCUUUAUCAAUAAAAUGGUCGUGAGGGACGAAUUGACGAAGCCGAGGCCGAGCAACGGCCUUAGAAACAAUCUACAUGAACGUGCAAAAGAAAUACAGCCUAAGAAGGAGAAUAAAAAUUUGGAGAAGUAUGGAAAGAUCGACAAUAAAAAUGAGAUAGGCAAACUGAUCAAUUGUCAGAACGCAAUCAACGGCAGAUUGGGCGUUGGGAAGAAAGAGCUGGGGAACGAUAGAUACGGUAUCCCAGUCGAUCUUAAACAGAUCUUGAGACCAGCGGCCGUUCAGAAACGCCAGGAAAUUUUUAAGGUGAAUUACGACCCGGAGGAUAUCAAUGGGCCAUAUAAUUUCAGGCAGCUAUUGCGACCGGCCGAAUAUCUUCCCACCGAGUCGUUAAGGAAAAGAAAGGGGGGCUUGGCUUGUAAUGGAGUUACACCAUCGAAGGACAAAGUACCCGAGAAACAUGUAAAGAGAAGAGCACCGCUGGCGCCAAAUCAAAACAAAUUUGUUAACGCGAACAAGUAACGAGAUGUUAACAAGAUCCAGUCUGACACAAACAUUUUGUUGAGAAACAGAAAGAGUUAGUAAUGGAUUCAACGUCUAGUUUCUCUUAACUGUAGGCGUAACGUUCGUUUUCCUUAUACUUCGAAUUCUUUCAUAUUUUCUGCCAUUAAAAAUAUUUGUCAAAGUAGUGCAGAAAACUGUUAUUCCAUAAGGAAAUGUAUGUUAAGAAUAUCGUUUGAUUAGAACUAGUCAUGUGUAGCUUUACGAGAAUUAGAUGUACGUAUAUCCGAUAAAAAAUAUUGUAAUUCGGUGAGUUAACGUGAUUCAUCGGGAAAAUUUACAUUUACGGACGAAUACACGCGUUUUAGGUAUGACUGCAGUCAAAAUUUGUCAAUGAAAUUGUUUACCAGCAUUCCAUCCCGCUGUGAGUAUACCAACACGUUUUAAUUAGUCGCUGUUAUUGUAUAUUCUUAUUAAGUCUUAAACUAUAGAACAUAUUUAAAAAGUACAGCUUGUAUAUACAAUUGUCAUAGAAGCAACAUAAUGAUGAACUAAAUAUAUUCGGUACAUGUUGAUUCUAAGCCUGUCAUUCAUUCCAAAUUAAAAAUAGUAAAAUAUUUCAA